GAGCUGACACGACAGUUUGCCGCAUCUCCGACGAAGCAGCACAUUUGGCAGUCGCCCAUACUCCAUGUCAAAAACUUCGAGUCCUCACCGGCGCCGGUCAAGGUGGGCACUUUGUUCACGAGUAUGAACGAGUUGGCCGUGCACGCAGAUCCCAAUUCCGUUGCCUUCCC
Molecule: messenger RNA, 170 nt
Organism: Symbiodinium sp. CCMP2456
Lineage: Eukaryota; Dinophyceae; Suessiales; Symbiodiniaceae
Source: the annotation of a GenBank genome assembly